AUGUUUCGAUUUUAAACUCUAUCCAUCAAUUGAAAUUUUCGGCUAUCUCCGACUCUUUGUACAUCCACUUUCUUUAACGUGGAAUUAGUAGUUGUCUUAACGGCAAAAUUACCAGGAGAGACUUCAUUCUGGCUUUAAGUCGUAGAAAAAUCAUACCGCCAGGAUGAUUCUCAAUAAACAUUACGAGACAGAUGUGAAAUAUGUGCUCGGGCAAAGUCACAUUGUACUUCGCAUGCUGGGUAUCUGGCCGUCGACCGACAGACAGCCAAAUACGAUCGAGAAGAUCGCGAAUAUUUCUCUUGUGAUCAUCAGCUAUUUGCUUGUACAAUGCGACUUCGUACCGGGUAUUCUUUAUUACGUGGUCCUAGACGGUGAAUGGCGCGAGAAACUGAAAUUUAUGCCGCCGGUCCUGUUCUCGUUCAUGGCGAUUGCCAAGUACAGUAAUUUGCUCAUCUACAAGUACGACGUGAGGAACUGCCUGUGGCACAUUAAGGAAGAUUGGAGAACGGUAGCUAUCGGUGAUGCACGAGAAGUAAUGCUGAGCAAAGCCAAUAUUGGCAGACGAUUAUUCAUCUUGUGCUGCACAUUUAUGUAUUGCGGUGGAGUGUCUUAUAAUACGGUAGUGCCGUUGUCGAGAGGAAGCACCAUUAUCGAUGAGAAUACAACGAUUAGGCCCUUAUCCUGUGCCGGUUAUUACAUUUUCUUCGAUCCGCAAAACAGUCCUGCCUACGAACUCGUGUUUCUCCAGCAAAUUCUUUGCGGUUUCGUCAUGUACACGAUCACCGUGACAAUUUGCGGUCUGGCCGCCGUCUUCGCAAUUCAUGCGUGCGCGCAGAUGGAAAUCCUGAUGCGACUGAUGGAGGGCCUUACCGAUGACAGCGAAUUUGAACAGCGAAACGUCAGUGCAAAACUAGCAAUCGUAAUCGAACGUCAAAUACGAAUACAAAAUUUCUUGCAACUGGUGGAGAAUACUUUACGCUACAGUAGUUUAGUCGAAAUCGUGGGGUGCUCCGUGAUCAUAUGUCUUGUCGGAUACUCUAUAAUAGUGGAAUGGGAAGAUAGAAACUUACCGGCUCUAAGUUCGUACUUAGUAUCUCUCGUAUCUGUUCUUAUUAACAUUUUUAUUUUAUGUUAUAUAGGAGAGUAUAUAACGACGCAGGCAGAUGAGGUGAGCUUAACUAUUCGCACUCUCGACUGGUAUCGUCUUCCGACAAACGUGGCACGAGAUAUGACACUGGUGACAGCCGUUUCGAACCUUCCACCACGAUUUACCGCCGGAAAAUUCAUCGAACUGUCCUUUAGAACGUUCGGUGAUGUAAUUAAGACGGCUGUAAUUUAUCUUAAUAUGCUUCGACAAUUUACCGAAUAAAUGAUAAGAUUGAGAUUGGCAACAAAUUUCUUUGAGCGAUA
Molecule: messenger RNA, 1410 nt
Organism: Vollenhovia emeryi
Lineage: Eukaryota; Metazoa; Arthropoda; Insecta; Hymenoptera; Formicidae
Product: putative odorant receptor 92a
Exons: 5
Coding region: 164-1369 (401 amino acids)
Biological process (GO): sensory perception of smell; detection of chemical stimulus involved in sensory perception of smell
Cellular component (GO): plasma membrane
Molecular function (GO): olfactory receptor activity; odorant binding
Source: RefSeq, a predicted model, not a curated record